Messenger RNA from Nannizzia gypsea CBS 118893, 1551 nucleotides. RefSeq names its product sorting assembly machinery subunit. Gene Ontology annotation, cellular component: outer membrane; SAM complex. Gene Ontology annotation, biological process: protein insertion into mitochondrial outer membrane. The coding region runs from base 1 to 1551 and encodes 516 amino acids. The transcript is spliced from 4 exons. The record is from RefSeq and is a predicted model, not a curated record. NCBI's taxonomy places the organism in Eukaryota, Fungi, Ascomycota, Eurotiomycetes, Onygenales, Arthrodermataceae.
AUGGUUUCUUCACCUCACGGCGAAGAAGAGAUCUUCGACCGCCUUCAGAGCCAGAAGAUAGACCCAAAGGUGCUGGAGGAGCGCAAGCAGGCCGUCAAUGAGCGGAUAAGCAAUAUCUACCAGAAAGCCCAGACUCGCCUUGCUGAAUUGAUUGACCAGAAUUCCACCUUACCAUGCACGAUCUCCUCCGUCCAAGUCCUCAAUGCGCCCCGUACGAGACGAGGUUUCCUAGAGAAGGCCCUCCGGCCUUUGCUAAAUGAAAACAAAGAUCGCACACUCACUUUGGCCGAGACUCUGGAGGAGGUAUCAAAAUGCACCAGCAGACUAAGUCAAUUCGACAUAUUCGAGCAUCCAAUUGGUGUUUAUAUUGAUAAGCCUUCACAAGUCGAUCCAAGCACCACCGCUACGGACCUCAGCAUAUACCUUGCUACCAAAGAGAAAUCUAGACUUCUUCUGAAAACCGGAACCGACCUUGGAAAUGCAGAGGGUUCGGCAUAUGGAAACCUACUAUGGCGAAAUAUUUUCGGUGGUGCAGAAACCUUGAAUUUCAAUGCCUCCCUCGGAACACGGACCAGGUCGGCUUACCAAGCUGUUUUCGAAACCCCAAUUCUUAGUGAUCCUAACUACCGAUGGGAGACCGGUGCUGUCGCAAGUGACACAAAGAAACCCUGGUCAAGCCAUGAAGAGGUGUUAAAGGGGGCCUGGACCAAGCUCCGGUGGCUAAAUGGUCACGGCCAUCGACACGAGUUGGCUCUCAAUGGCUUCUGGCGCCAAGUUACCGGUUUGGCUCCUGAUGCGUCUUCGGCUAUUCGCGAAAACGCCGGAGAUAGCGUGAAGACCAGUAUCUCACAUAUGUGGGUUAAUGAUCGUCGGGACAAUCCAAUUCUACCCACUAGAGGAUUUUACGCAAAGACUCUGAACGAACUUGCCGGAUGGGGUCCCUUGAAGGGAGAUGUGUCUUUCUGGAAAUCAGAAGUAGAAGCCCAGACAGCGAUGCCGGUACCCAUUCCUUUCAUUAAGAAGGACUGCGGAAUAAGUUUCACAUCAAGCUUCCGCGCCGGCCUGCUGUACCCAUUGGGCCUUGACUCUGACCCGAAACCCCAACCCUCGAGGAUCAGCGACCGCUUCCAGCUUGGAGGGCCGACAGAUGUCCGUGGCUUUAGGCAGUGUGGCCUAGGACCUCGUGGUGGCCCAGAUGCACUAGGCGGCGACGUAUACGCCGCCGGAAGCGCCAACCUCUUCUUCCCUCUCCCCCGUGUCGGUGCUGACAAGCCCUUCCGGCUCCAGGCCUUCGUCAACGGCGGCCGUCUCCUUGCCCUGCAAACACCCACCGGUGCAGCUCCCGCCACUCACGCUGAGGUUAGAGAGAGCAUCUGCCACACCCUUGCCGAGCUUCAGAACGGCCUGCCAAGUGUCGCCGCUGGAGUCGGACUUGUUUAUGCUCAUCCGGCCGCCAGAUUUGAACUGAACUUCUCGCUGCCGCUUGUUGUCAGAAAAGGAGAAGAAGGCAGAAAGGGCCUUCAGCUUGGAAUCGGAAUUAGCUUCUUGUAG